AUGAUGCUACACUUUGAUACACUGGAUGGUCCUAAUACCGCAGUGUUCAAUCGCCGCCGCGGUCCACGGCCACCGAAACGCGUGAUUUUGCGAGAUGGCAAACAAGCGCGCCAGAUGUUGAUGGGCAUGGCGCUGGGCUGGCACGUCAUGGGCCAGGCACUGCGGAAUGUGUACUUUACCAUCAAGACGCAAGUGGAAGCGCAAGUCUUGUUGGUAUUAGUGGGACCGUUCUUGAUCAUUCCCUUGUCCAUGUUGGCGGUGCCGCUGUUGUUUCUGGGUGUGUCGGCCAUGAUGGCAGUCUCCGUGGCCAGCAAUAUCGAGAACUUUACCGCCUUUCAAAAGGUCGUCGAACGACAACGAUUCAAUCUUGUUCGACAAAAGAGGAUGCGAAUGAAAUCGGGAAGAUAUGGUGACGAUGACGAUGACGAUGAUAGUGAGGCGUCUCGGAGAGGCGGACUCCGUCGAUUGGGACGGUUUGGAGUGCGGGCGAGUAGUACCGGAAACAUCAACAAGACCACUACGCUUACUCGACGAGCCGUCGGUGUUGUCCCCACCACACGAAGCAGUCUGGCACCACGAGAAAUCAGUACUACUACUCGCCGCGGACAGAUUCUUCGCAGUCAGUCGUACUGCGUUCAGGGAGCUCUACGAGGAUGA
Seminavis robusta is the source of this 657-nucleotide messenger RNA. The record is from the annotation of a GenBank genome assembly. Lineage: Eukaryota; Bacillariophyta; Bacillariophyceae; Naviculales; Naviculaceae.